UGUGAGCGCAACGAGGUAACAUGCGACUAGAGUGGUGGAACUACCCCAAAAGAAAACACAAAAACAACAACAAGCAUAGUUGCUUUAACUAAAAGCUCUCCCCAAAACAAACGGCAAAUGUUUCUCGCUCGGCAGGCAACGCGGACGCCGCGUCUCUGCUCUCCGCCGUGCGCUGUUUUUUUUUAGUUUAAUUGCAAAUUGUUAACACAUUCGUAAACUUUUUCGAGCUCCAGAAGAUUCGUGAGUGCACAAAUUGUUAAACAAACAUCAAAAGAGCCGUUGGAAAAGUGUCGUGCCGCCGCGUGUUAAAGCAAAAACAGAAAAAGCAUGCAAAUCUCUUAGCGUUUGACUUUUUUGUGUUUGUGUGUUUGCGUUUUGGCUUUGCAACAGAUGCUGUGCCGCCGCGACGAAACAAACAAAACGCAAACAAGAAUUCCCGCACAAAUCUGAAAGCAACAAUCAAAUCAAUUGCAACAAAAAGCAAAGCCAAUAAAAGCAACAACAAUUGUUUGUGUGUGGCAAUUUUUUGUAUAUUAUUACUUCACAACAGAGCAGCUAGGCUCUCCCGCGCUCUUCCUACUCAAGUGUAUAUUGGAAGCGAGGAGCAACACGAGGCUGGAAUUUUAAUCAAGGACCGCAGAAAUGCAGUCAAAGGCAAGUCAGGCGCGUGGCACAGAUACAACGCGGCACUAAUUGAGGCACAGGACUGCGACCGCGACCACGUCCAGAACAGGGACUAGGACCAGGACCAGAACCAGGACCAGGACCAGGACCAUGGCUUCAUUUGUAUGCAGGCCAGGAGCAUCCACAGCCAAAGCAGCAGCAGCAGCAACAAGAGCAACGGAAAUGCAGAGCAGCGGCUAAGCGGAAGCCCCAAGCCGCAGCAGCCGUGCCCCAAACACAACCAGCCAACGGAAAACAGACGGAAAAUAGACAAAACACAAACAGGCACACCGACGAAACCAAAACGCACUAAAAACACCAGCACAAACUUGCAGGAAGAGGACUCGGAUUUGGAUUCGGAUUCGCAUUCGCAUUCGUUUUCAGGAUGAUGAGCGCUGGGGGUACCUACAUCUCCACCGCCAGCGUGGAGGUGCCACAGGCCCUGCAGGAUGGCGAAAAGUUCAUUCGAUGGGAUGAUGACUCGGGCACUGGCCUACCGGUGACGAUGCGCGUCGACGCCAAGGGCUUCUUCCUCUAUUGGGUGGACCAGAACAACGAGCUGGACAUCCUGGAUAUAGCCACCAUUCGGGAUGUGCGCACGGGACAGUAUGCCAAGAAGCCAAAGGAGGGUAAACUGCGCCAGAUUGUGACUAUGGGACCGCAGGACACCACGCUCGAGGAGAAGACAGUGACCGUCUGCCACGGCUCGGAUUUCGUCAAUAUGACAUUCGUCAACUUUUGCUGCAACCGGCGGGACAUUGCACAGCUCUGGUGUGACGGACUCAUCAAGCUGGCCUACAGCCUGGCGCAGCUGAACGGUUCGGCGAUUAUGUUCCUGCAGAAGGCCCACACCCGUCUGUGUCUGCAGGUGGACAAGAGUGGCCGCAUACCAGUGAAAAACAUCAUUAAACUUUUUGCCCAGAACAAGGAGGAUCGCAAACGUGUCGAGAAGGCGCUGGACGUGACCGGGCUGCCGUCGGGCAAGGGCGAUAGCAUAUCGGUGUCGAAAUUUCAAUUUGAGGACUUUUACAAUCUCUACAAAUAUCUCACGCAGCGCUCCGAAGUAGAGGUGCUUUUCGACAGCAUUGUGGGCGUCUCGAAGCGCAAGUGCAUGUCCAUUCCGCAGCUUGUGGAAUUCCUGAACAAAACGCAGCGGGAUCCGCGCCUCAACGAGAUACUCUAUCCGUACGCGAAUCCCGCCAGAGCCAAGGAGCUCAUCCAGCAGUACGAGCCGAAUAAAUUCAAUGCCCAGAAGGGCCAACUCAGUCUGGAUGGCUUUUUGAGGUACCUCAUGGGCGACGAUAAUCCCAUCAUGGCGCCCAACAAACUGGAUCUCUGCGAUGACAUGGAUCAGCCGAUGUCGCAUUACUUCAUCAACUCCUCGCACAACACCUACCUCACGGGACACCAGCUGACGGGCAAGUCCUCCGUGGAGAUAUACAGGCAGUGCCUCCUCGCAGGCUGCAGAUGCGUGGAGCUCGACUUUUGGAACGGACGCACCGAGGAGCCCGUCAUUGUGCACGGCUAUACGUUUGUGCCCGAGAUCUUCGCCAAGGACGUGCUGGAGGCCAUCGCAGAGAGUGCAUUUAAGACAUCCGAAUUCCCUGUGAUAUUGAGCUUUGAGAACCACUGCAAUCCCAGGCAGCAGGCAAAAAUCGCCAACUAUUGCCGCGAAAUCUUCGGUGAUAUGCUGCUCGAUAAGCCCCUCGAUUCGUACCCCUUGGAGCCGAACAUGGACCUGCCACCACCGGCGGCCCUGCGUCGCAAGAUCAUCAUCAAGAACAAGAAGAAGCACCACCAUCAUCACCACCACCACCACCACAAGAAGCCCUCCCAGGGGGUGGGCACCCCAGCAGCCAGCAACAAACUGAUGACCGCCAAUUCAGUGGAUGCGGCGGCCAAGGCAGCUUCUGCAGCGGCGGCGGCGCAACAAGUGGCAGCUGCAGCCGCCCAGGAGGAGGGUGCCAGCGCCCCAACCGUACGCGCAGCCAAUGGUGACAUUUCGACAGGAACCGGAGGAGGACAUGCCCCGCCAUUGCAACAAAUCCGCCAGAGCUCCAAGGACAGCACCGGCUCCUCGGACUCGGACAGCUCCUCGGACGAUGAAUCCCUGCCCAACACCACACCCAAUCCACCCAGCGGCAACGAGCCGCCGCCGGAGAAGGCCCAGAAGGAAACCGAAGCUGGAGCGGAGAUCUCAGCGCUCGUCAACUACGUGCAGCCCAUACACUUUAGCUCCUUUGAGAAUGCAGAAAAGAAGAAUCGCUGCUACGAGAUGUCCUCUUUUGAUGAGAAGCAGGCCACAACGCUGCUGAAAGAGCGGCCCAUUGAGUUUGUGAACUACAACAAGCACCAGCUGUCGAGGGUUUAUCCAGCGGGAACCCGCUUCGAUAGCUCCAACUUCAUGCCGCAGCUGUUCUGGAACGCAGGCUGCCAGCUGGUGGCCCUGAACUUCCAGACCCUCGACCUGGCCAUGCAGCUGAAUCUGGGAAUCUUCGAGUACAAUGCCAGAUCGGGAUACCUCCUGAAGCCCGAGUUUAUGCGUCGCUCCGAUCGUCGCCUGGAUCCCUUUGCCGAGAGCACUGUCGACGGCAUCAUCGCGGGCACAGUCUCGAUUACAGUGCUGUCCGGCCAAUUCCUCACGGACAAGCGGGUGAACACCUUUGUGGAGGUGGAAAUGUACGGUCUGCCAGCGGACACAGUGCGCAAGAGGUUCCGCACCAAGACAGUGCGUGACAACGGCAUGAAUCCGGUCUACGAUGAGGAGCCCUUCGUCUUCAAGAAGGUGGUGCUGCCAGAGCUGGCCAGCAUACGGAUAGCCGCCUACGAGGAGGGGGGCAAACUGAUCGGCCAUCGGGUGCUGCCAGUGAUUGGCCUCUGUCCGGGGUAUCGGCACGUGAAUCUCCGCUCGGAGGUGGGCCAGCCCAUCGCCCUGGCCUCCCUCUUCCUGUGCGUGGUGGUCAAGGACUAUGUGCCCCAUGGUCUCUCCGACUUCGCGGAGGCCCUGGCCAACCCCAUCAAGUACCAGAGCGAGCGGGAGAAGCGCGACAUGCAGCUGUCGGUGCUCACGGACGAGUCCGAUGCAUUGGUCAGCGCCGACGAAGACCUGUCCAAGUCGUUCGUUUUCGUCCAAGUAGGUGGCCAGAAGAAGGAGCUGCGUCCGGUCGAGUCGCUCGCCACCUCGCCCAAGCACAGGGCAAGCAUCUCUGCGGCGGCCGCCUGGAGUGUGGAGCCGCCAACGGACCGCACAGACGGCGGGGGCGGUGGGCGUGGAGCGGGCGAUGACAGCGAAUCCAUUGUGGCUCCUAGUAUCCAGCACCAGCACUCGCUGGACCAGACGGUGAGCACCUCCAUCCGUCAGGUGGAGUCCUCGCAGUUCGACGUGGAUCCCGUGGUGGCGGAGCCCCUGGAGAAGCUGCUCGACCACAAGUCGGUGAAGGAGAAGCGCCUGGAGAUGGAGAAGAAGCUGGAGUCGCUGCGCAAGAAGCACGACAAGGAGAAGCUCAAGAUCGCCGGGCAGAAGAGCAGUCCCCUCGAGGGCAAGAAGCCCAAGUUCGCCAUCACCAAUAAGCUGGUGAAGCGGCUGAGCAACAAGAGUCUUAAUUGUCUCUCUCCGAACAGCGAACCGGGCGUCGAGAUCCCCGCCUGCCCCCUCGACCUGGGCGACAGCAGCGAGGAGAGUGCCGGCGCAGCCGACGCUGGCGAGGAUCUAGCUGGUGGCAGCAGUCUGGAGGGCACCCAGGAAUCGCGCCUGCGCAGCGCCUGUCGCGAGUAUACGGCCCAGUACCGCGAGCUGCAGGAGAAGUACCACGAGGCCAUCUACACCGCCGCCGAGAAGGUGCUAAAGACCUCCCAAACGGGACAGAUGAAGCAGCUGAAGGCCUCCCUGGACAAGGUCACCGGCGAGGUGAUGCACCAGCUGCAGGAGGCACGCCGCAACGAGGUUAAGAAUCUGGCCACAGUGCACAGGGAUCGGGACGAGCUGGUCAGGAUGAAGCGCGAGGUGGCCAGCUCUGUGGUGGAACGGGGAGUGGCUGAGCGAGUGCGUCUGAAGCAGACGUUCGACAGGCGCACGGACGACCUGCAGAAGCAGCACGAUUCAGUGCGCAAUGCCCUGGCCGAUCAUCGCUCCAAGGCUCGUCAAAUACUCGAUAAGGAUGCAGAAUCUCGCAGCUGCGUCUCAAACAAUGGCUUCCUGGUACUCUUCCAUGGACCCCAUCAUCACGGCUGCUCGGGCUCCGGCUCGUCGGCCAUUUCGGGCAAUAAUCUCACUCUGAAUCUGGAUGCCGGAGCUGCGGGCGGACUCUCCUCGGUGUCGCCGGCCAGGUCGCACCACAGCAUCGCGGCGGCAACGGAGAUGAAGACGUAAACUCUCCAUUCUUGAAAGUGGUUCUUUAGUUCUUCAGUCGGUGUUCAGUAUUGUCGACAGAAAACCGAAAACAGAAAACAAAACAAAAAGUCUUCGUAGUUCUUAAGCUAAUACAUUUUCGACGGGAACUCAACCUCGACUCUAGAUCCUAGGGUAUCUAAAUCCUAAGCCUAACCCGGAAAGGCAGUGCAAGAAAUCGCUUUUUCAUACUGAACAAACUAGAAUGUAACGCUCUCGCAUGUACGACAUAUGAUGUAUGAUGUAUUUGUAGUGUAACUGUUAAUGUAUCUAUAUAUCUGUAUCUGUAUACUGUAACUAUCGGUCUAUAUCUAGUGCAUGGAUGGGCGAGACGAGGAUCCAUGUGGAUCCAAAGCGGAGCCGAGCCGUACCGGUUUCUUCUUACUCGAAAUGCGGCGAAACUGUGAGUGUCUAAGUGUUAAGCAGAACAGAAAACGUGACAGAAUCUAAGUAUAAUUUAUUUGGUCAAGCAGACUAGGCGAUGCAGGGACAGGUCAGGCCUUGAAUGGGCUGGAAUGGGCGGGGGAGGGAGUCUGCAUCGCGUCAAGUGCUCCAUUUUCUAAUGAUAAAUGUGGUUGUGUGUAUUACUCUUUUAUAUCAGUUUUAAUUAAUCCAAUUUAUACGAUUAGCUUAAGGGCGCUCGCUCGCACAAUUUCCGCAUAAUUUGUGGAAUGGAAUGAAUCUCGUGCGCACAGAAGCGGCGGAAGCCGCCAACAAGUCUAAGCCAACAUUUAGUCAAUUAUUUUAUCGGUUGGUUGCUAUUUAUUAAUGAUUUUUUUCCCUCAGUCACUAUUCUUACGUUCAUUUUAGUGGAUAGAAAAACUCCAAUAAAAUUCUCUAUCGAAUUGUUUUCUCCCUUUUUAAACA
This is a messenger RNA of Drosophila pseudoobscura, 5917 nucleotides long. It is a transcript of the gene Plc21C, whose product is annotated as Phospholipase C at 21C. The transcript is spliced from 17 exons. Lineage: Eukaryota; Metazoa; Arthropoda; Insecta; Diptera; Drosophilidae. The coding region runs from base 1049 to 5032 and encodes 1327 amino acids. Gene Ontology annotation, biological process: release of sequestered calcium ion into cytosol; lipid metabolic process; phosphatidylinositol-mediated signaling. The record is from RefSeq and is a predicted model, not a curated record. Gene Ontology annotation, molecular function: calcium ion binding; phosphatidylinositol-4,5-bisphosphate phospholipase C activity.